Brachypodium distachyon (stiff brome) is the source of this 2265-nucleotide messenger RNA. Its product is annotated as pentatricopeptide repeat-containing protein At3g48250, chloroplastic. The record is from RefSeq and is a predicted model, not a curated record. The transcript is spliced from 2 exons. Gene Ontology annotation, molecular function: protein binding. The coding region runs from base 45 to 1802 and encodes 585 amino acids. Gene Ontology annotation, biological process: RNA splicing. Lineage: Eukaryota; Viridiplantae; Streptophyta; Magnoliopsida; Poales; Poaceae.
CUCUCUCGCCAGCAUCGCAAUCGCAAACCCCUAAACCCCACGAAAUGGCGCCGCCGCCGCCGCCAGCAGCCAUCUCCCACCUCCGCCGCCGCCUGCUGCCCCUCGCCAUGCGCCGCCUCUUCUCCACCGCUACCGCCACCUCCCCGCGUCCCCCUACUUCGCCGACCACGGAGUCCGUGCUCUACUCGCUCCGCAGCCUCUCCAAGGACCCGCCGCUGGCGCUCGCCUUCUUCCGCCGCUCCGCCGCCGGGGGCCACCCGCUCGGCUCGGCCGCCUACAACCUCAUGCUCCGCACGCUCGCCUCGCGCCCGGCCUCCGCGCAGGACCACUUCUGGCCUUUCCUCCGCGACAUGGAGGCCGCGGGCCACUCCGUCGAUCAGGGCACCUACCUCGCCGCGCUCGCCUCCUUCAAGAAGGCCAGACUCGCCGCCGACUACGCCUCCCUCUCCGCGCGCCUCGCCAAGGACAGGGACGACGCCGCGCAGGCGGGCGGCACCCCUGUCUCUGCCGCCGCUGAGGCCGUCCGGGGGCUCGAGGAGGGAUCGGAUGAAGCGCUCGAGAAGAGGCUGGAGGGCGUCGAUCUGCUGCUGCCGCUCACGGAGACCACCGUGGCCAAGGUGCUCCGGGAGCUGAGGGACUGCCCGGUCAAGGCUCUCGGGUUCUUCAGGUGGGCUGGGCGUCAGAAAGGGUACACGCACGGGUCGGUGGCUUACAAUGCGAUGGCGAGGGUGCUUGGCCGGGAGGAGUCGGUGCAGGAGUUCUGGGAGCUGAUCCAGGAGAUGAAAGCCGAUGGGAUAUAUUUGGACAUCGACACCUACGUGAAGCUCAACAGGCAGUUCCAGAAACGCCACAUGAUGACAGAGGCUGUGGAGCUCUACGAGCUUAUGAUGGAUGGCCCCUACAAGCCGUCGAAGCAGGACGGGCCCGUGCUCCUCAGGCGCAUUGCGCUGGGGCCAUCGCCCGAUCUCGAGCUUGCCCAUCGGGUUGUCAGAAAGUUCGAGGCCGUGUACGAGUUCAAGACCAAGGAUGUGUUUGAUGGAAUCCAUAGGGCGCUGACAAGUAAUGGCAGGUUCGAUGAGGCCGCGGAGGUCAUGGAAAGUAUGAGAAGUGAAGGCCACCAGCCGGACAACAUUACGUAUAGCCAAUUGGUGUUUGGGCUAUGCAAGGCUAACAAGUGUGAUGAAGCUCGCAAGGUGCUUGUUGAAAUGGAGAACGAAGGAUGCGCACCGGAUUUGAAGACUUGGACCAUGUUGAUCCAAGGGCACUGCACGGCUGGAGAGGUCGACAAGGCUCUGCAGUACUUGACAGAGAUGAUUGAGAACAACUUGGAUGCAGAUGCCGAUUUGCUGGAUGUUAUGGUCAGAGGUCUGUGUAACCAAGACAAAGUUGACGCGGCUUACACUUUGUUUGUUGAGAUGGUGGACAAGGCCCAGUUAAACCCUUGGCAAGGCACUUACAAGCAUAUAAUUAGCGAGCUGCUGAGGGUAAAGAAACUUGAGGAGGCACUGGGCCUUCUUAAAUCAAUGAAAGCCCGCAAGUUUCCACCUUUUGCUGACCCCUUCCCUCCUAACAUUGCUGAAUAUGGGACGCUUGAAGAUGCUAAGGACUUUUUGAAGGCCUUGAAAGGAGGGGUGAACAGCUAUCCGUCUCACACUGCCUAUCUGCACAUGUUCAAGUCAUUCUUUGCGGAGGGGAGGUAUUCAGAAGCUCAAGAUUUGCUGUACAAAUGCCCUAUCCAUAUCCGCAGGCACCAUGACAUCACCAAGCUGUUUGAAUCAAUAAAAGUUGAGACUACUUCUUGACUGAAGAAUGAGAAAUAGUUGAGUUGCUUGAUGAGAUGGAUUUGCUGCAGAAAUCAAAGGGGAAUUGCACGCUAGAAUCUGCCUGGAAGAAAUUUGCAGCACACAUAACGUGACGCGGGUAAAUUCUCUGGGUCAAGCCAGGCACUGAUUGUUUGGCUGAGUUUGGCACGAUAAAGUGGUGACAGAAAGCAAUGAUAUAUAGAUACGCUCCUCUGAAGAUGCUCCAUAUAUAUCUUAUUAUGCUCUAGCAUUAUCUCCCGAAUGUUUAUCACAUGGGCAUCUUGAAUUCUCGAUGAUAUUAUAUGGCCACAUAUGACCGCAACGACUGUAACAGUUGAGAUUCUAGCAAGGAAAGGUUACUUGGCUAGUUACCACAUUUGUGUAAACAUCACAAACUGAACUUCCCAAAUCUCAGACAGUUGCGAACUUGAGACCUAUUGCUGGUAGCAUUAUCAUCUUUCUA